Anguilla anguilla (European eel) is the source of this 3297-nucleotide messenger RNA. RefSeq names its product protein LKAAEAR1-like. The coding region runs from base 298 to 801 and encodes 167 amino acids. The record is from RefSeq and is a predicted model, not a curated record. NCBI's taxonomy places the organism in Eukaryota, Metazoa, Chordata, Actinopteri, Anguilliformes, Anguillidae. The transcript is spliced from 4 exons.
AUUGCAUUUGGCAGAUGUAGCUUCGUAAAAAUAGAUAAAACAAUAAAUAAUGUUGAUUGUACUCGUCUGGCACAUGGAGAAACCCGCUCAUUUGCAGCUUCACUGCCUUUAGAAAUGGUAAAUUACCCGAAGCGGCUGCUAUGGCAACACUAGUAAACAGUAGGUGCUUUUUCUUGUGUUUCAUUUCCUUCCAUAGAGUGUCCUGGCAUCGAUAGAACAUACAAAUACGAAAGAAUAAAGGAAGUGGAAGCUUCGUUAGUCAGUAAAGACGGAGGAGGUGGAAGAAACGAAACAAACAUGUCCAAUGCAAUAGGAAAGAGCGACGGAACCUUAGGCAGGAACAGAGGCAGUGUGACAGCCGCGGAACUCAAGAGAAUGUGUCCGCAACAGAGGGCUCGGUACCUGGCGUAUGAGGAGCCGUCCAAGGAAGUGCAGAAGGUGAUGUCUGUGACGAAUCAGCGGUUGUGUGCCAGAAAAGCCGAGGCCAGGAAAAAUCAAGAAACGGCUCAAAAUGAGGAUUUGGAGAAGAAGCGGCAAGACACGCUGAUAGGCCAAUUGAAGGCCGCGGAGGCUCGGAAUAGAAUUCGACACAUGAGACUGCGGUAUCAGAACAGGAGGGCGCAGGAAAUUAAUUUAAUGAUUGCAUGCCAGCCCACUGCACUGAAGGCCGUUCGUUUGGAGAUGCUUCUACCCACUAAAGUGAGCCAGUUAAGGGGCUGUGAUAGCUUGGAUAGACUGGAGAGGAGAAGAAUUGAAGAGAUCCUGGAGGAUGAGAAGGGGCUGACAAUAAAUCGAGUUUGAAUACUUUGAGACUUAAACCAUUACUGCAAGGUUAUUGUAGGAACAGCAACACAGUCAGACUGAAUUUCUUGAAGUGGAGCUGCAUUGUCUUGAAAAACCUGCUCAUCUCUCUUGGUUCCCAAGCAUGCUUCUGUUUAAAGACCUCAUUUGUUUUUAGCAAUGUAACAAUUCAGACAGAACCCAGGAUCUUGAGCGUGUCCUGCCAUAUUACAUUCACUUGGAAGUUGCUUCAGAUUCUACAUCUGAAAAAUAAGAGUGGCCAUACUUUGUCAAGAUACUUUUUAGCAUGCAUCAGAUUUCUCACUGAAUUGCUAGAAAUAAAAUGAAAAACUACUGGACUUUUUCUUUCUCAUUUUUAGCAAACCAGUGAACCUGAAAUUAUCCACGUCCAUCUACAUCAAACGUCAUUUUUAUAAUUGAAGACAAAUUAAUAUUUAAGCCUACAGCUGCUUUUCUUGUGGUUUUUGCAGUAAAAAUUGGUUGUUUUUUCUCCUUUCUGCUUGAAAAAGAACAAUAAUGUUGAACAAAUAGUCAUGUGCUCAGAUUCAUUAGGGUGAUAUUACUUUAUAGCAGCAGACUUGUACUUCUGAGCAUGUAUAUUUAGUGUCCAGUUGGAUAUAAAAUGUUUAUCCAUAACCCCUAGCCUACAGUGCAAUUACAUGUUUAGGAUUGUUCAAGACAGUGUGCAGAUAUCUAGACAGUUAUCUAGUUAGUUAUCCAGCAAGUCCUGAAAAUGUUGUGACCACAAAGUCUGUUUAAUCAGUUUUCAAACAACAAAGGAAAAAUUGCUUGGGGGAAAUAAGUGCACAUUAUAUUUGGUACCCAGCCUUGUCUGUGGUCCACUGAUAAAUUAUCCUUUCUACCUAAAGCCAUUCAAAUGCCUGCAAUUUCAAGAUGGUUUUGGCCAAAGCAACUUACAAAUGUACAUUUCACAUAGUAUGCAAACGUACCACAAGAGCUAGAGAUAAAAGUUACAAUCAGAUCAGUGCCAUUGUCAAGGUGCAUGCUUCAAGAACUGUGAGAUUAAAGGGUGAGACACACAGAAGUAUACUGUAAAAAAUUUUGAUUGUUUAAACAUUUUAAUUCUUUCAUAUGUAUUGGGGUAAUUCCACGAUCAGGUGAUCAGGGCAGAGAAGCCAUAAAGCAGCAGACAGUGGCUGCCAGAUGCUUGAAGAGACGUGACAACUAGCUGGCAAGAGAGGUCUGGUUGGAGUGUAUAGUGUAAUCAUUGUCUGAAAAUAGGAAAGGACAGUACUAUUUGCAGCUUGUUAUGCCAGAGUGAGAGAUCUGAAUUGAAUGUGGGAAACCACCAGAAGCCAGUGAAGGGUGUUCAAAGGUGGCAUGGUAUUUGGGACCAGGGCGGAGGCAGCAUUCUGAAGCAGUUUCAGUAGUUCAGGUUGGUAGGCUGGCCAGCAAGGCAUUACAAUAGCCCAGACUAGAGAUUAUGAGAGCUUGUAAAAGUAGCUAUGUUGCCUUCUUAGUUAAAAAUGUGGUGGAUUUUUCUGAUGUUGUGAAGGGACAAACUGUAGUUCUAGAUGGUUCCUGCAAUGUGCCGUGAGAAUCUCAGCUGGUCAAUUAAGGUCACACCAAGAUUCUUAACUGAGCAGGAAGGAGACACUGUAGAGCUUGUGACAGUGACUGGAAAAUCAGCAGAGAAACCCCUUAUCAGGAGGAACAGACGUUUUGGAUUUCCUAAGUAAUCCAGUCAUGCAGGUAUGAACUUUGGUGUUUAAAAGAGCAAAUGAGACAAAGGUAGUGUCGUCAGCACAUAUUAUUAAAUGUGUCUUAACAUUCGUGCAGUCAGCGUGUCACCCGAAAUGUCCCAAUACAGAAUUAUAAAGAGAAGCCCCCCUCCCCCCCCCCAGCUUUAAACAGGCAAACGGUGGCUUUACUGACACCAAGUGGUUGGUUCGCAUGCCCUACACUAGAAUGCAAUACAGAGGCUUGGAUUUAUGGUGUACUUGUAGGACAUUUACUUGUUUAUGUUUAAGUAAAUAGCUGCUUAAUUAAAUUGAUUUGUUUUGUCAGCAUGCCGUAUGCUGUAAACCACGGACUAUUAAGUUUUAUGAACGAGAAGUAUUUCAAAUAAAGCAAUGGAUUAUUACCGAACAUUUAUGUUAAUCCCAAAACCACAUUACCUAGAACGUUUUAAUUCGGCCAAAAACAGUAUGUAUUUAGACGUUGGAGUUUCUUAACCUGUAGAGCUUCAGAGUGUAAAAUCUAAUACUUGCUCUAAAACGAACAACAAUGGAGUAGAAUUACAAUUACAUAGGCCUAUGGCAAGUAAAAAAAAAAACGUUGUUUUUCUAUUGUUGGUAUUGGGCGAUCCCUGCUGGUUAAGUGAAGAACAUCAAGGCACUCCACUGCGCAUUGGGCAUGCAAGUACAAAAUAAAUACGUUUGUUUUGCUUCUGUUGUAAAAUGUAGGGAAGCGUGUACUAAAAUGUUCUACAGGAAAUGGAAUUAAUAAAUAAAAUAAAGCUGUAAUAUAAUUUAA